Saprolegnia diclina VS20 is the source of this 1567-nucleotide messenger RNA. RefSeq lists its product as hypothetical. Bases 124 to 1404 code for a protein of 426 amino acids. NCBI's taxonomy places the organism in Eukaryota, Oomycota, Saprolegniomycetes, Saprolegniales, Saprolegniaceae. The record is from RefSeq and is a predicted model, not a curated record. The transcript has a single exon.
CCUGUCCUGAGCUCUGGACUACUCUAGCUCAGCUCUCCACCUCCGACCGAUCCCGCCGGCUCUCUACGACUGGUUGCUACCACUCGCUCCCCACUGUACGACGCCGUCGCGUGCCCAUGGCCAAUGGCCUGUCCGAGGCCAGGGAUGCGCAGGCCCAUCACUCUCGUUACACGCACUCUACACUGCCGAAUCGACGACUUAGUCACUUUGCACUUUAUCAUGUCGGAGACGAUCACCGCGCCGGGCCUCUUUGAGAAGACGUUCAGCACCAACGAGACUCUCCACGGUCUCUACUUGGACGUGCCAGGACGCGUUAUCGUCCGCGCCAACGACGGCGGCAACGCCACCGACGUCACGAUCGCGUCCAACUCGGCCGCGCUCCUCAACCUCGUGCUCGCUGAUGUCACCUACCGUUACUACAAGGGCACCAACAACUCGUACUUGAACCUCACGCACGCGUACCCGGACGCCACGACCGCCGGUGCCCUCGUCGUGACCGUCCGCGCCAACGCCCCCGUCUCGUACAUCUCGUCCCAGGCGCAAACUGUCGUCCACGAUGGUGCGCUGGCGUCGAGCGCGCAGGCCAACGUGACGCUCCGGGCGUACGACGCCGGCUCGAUCCACUACGCCUCGAACGCCUCGCUCGCCGCAUACAACCUCAAGCUGGACGCGGCGGAUGCGUCUACUGUCCAAGUCUCGUCGUCGUCGCUCAAUGUCACUUACAAGCUCAGCUUGACGGCCGAGGACCGUGGCGUGGUUGCGCUGGCCGCUGACGUUGCUGUUGUGCCGUCCGCCAAAGCCGUGGCCCAAGAUGCCGGCGCCGUCUACCUGCAGGCGGUCGACCACGUCGAAGUUGGAAAGCUUGUCGUCGACGCCGAGGACCUCGGCCGCGUCAACGUCUACCCCCACGGCACGUGCGUCACGGGCAAGAUCACCGCCGAAGACGCUGGUGUCGCCAACGUCGGGUCGGUCGUGUGCCAGGACGUGUACGCGUCGGCGUCUGACGGCGGCGCCGUCACGGUCCAGGUGACGGGCGUCCUCUCCGCGUCGACGCAGGGCUACAGCGUUGUGCAGUACUUCAACGCGACGCCCCUCGAACUGCCCAAGACGCGCCGCCCGUCCAAGAAGCACAGUGUCCGCGGCCCGAACGUUCUCGCGACGCCCAACAACACGUUCGACUCGUUUGUGUUUACGCAAUCGCCGCUCGAGACGCCGAUUGCCGUCAAGUUGUUCCCGCGCUUGACCAAGUCGUACUGGGGCGGCAGCUGGACGACGCUCUCGGCCGUGUCGUCGCCCGCCGAAGCUGGCAGCCUCUUUGCCGUCGUCGCCGUCUGCGUACUUGCCUUGGUGCUUGUCGUUGUCAAGCGCUCGGGCCGUGGUGUCCGCUACCACCGUAUCCAGUGAUCGCAAAUCGACGAGAUCUGAGAUCUGAGAUGCAGAACCAAAUGAAACUGUCCGUGUGUUGAUUGGUCGAUUACGUUGCCCUUUCUGCGGCAAUAAGAUUAUAAGAUUGGGUUCCUGCGGAGUGGGCUCGUGAAAACCUUUUUUUGAGAGGAAGUGCACCGGC